GAUCUUUGUCGCCGUUCUGCCUCUCGUCUGCGCGACAUCCAUCGAUCACAACAGUGCUCCUGGCGCGGAGACCCUUUCCAGAAAUCAAUCGUAUACCCUCUCACCAUCAGCAUGCUACCACCUGGAAACUUCUUCCCCGCCCUCAUCGUCUUCCACCUCUUCGCCCUCCACAUGCCCAUCACUCUUUCGGGACUCAUCGAUGCGCCUUUCGGCAAAUUCGCAAGCCAUGGCAGUCGCCUGAAUAUCAAUGGUAAUCUCGGAUGGGCCGCCAUGGAGAUAGUCUCGCCUGUGACAUUCAUGGUUGCUCUCUACACACAUGAAUACCCUCCUCUGAAUCUUUCAGCAAGGAUACUUCAGGUGAGCACUCCUUUCAGGAGCAACAAGGCUACAGCUGGUUCAUAUGUUUGGACAUGAUUUGAUGAUGCGUCUUCACAUCUACAGGUCCUCUAUACGGUCCACUAUGCCCACCGAGCCAUAAUAUCACCCCUCAUUCUUUCUCCGUCCCGAUCUCCAUUGCACAUCAGUGUAGCAAUUUCAGCCGUGGUCUUCAAUCUGAUGUGCGUUGUCACCGGGGGACCCCUGAUAUAGCUCGAAGAGUGCGAUUGAUUUAUAUAUUAGCAAUGGCUACCUUUUGGCCCUUGGUUUGGCUUUCUAUCCACCUCGGGAGGAAUUGACCUGGAAGUUCAUACUGGGGGUAUGUGCUUGGGCAGUCGGGUUCGUUGGAAACAUUGUCCAUGAUGAGAUUCUCAAUGAUCUCCGUAGACCCCCAG
Cryptococcus amylolentus CBS 6039 is the source of this 770-nucleotide messenger RNA. RefSeq lists its product as hypothetical. The coding region runs from base 112 to 414 and encodes 100 amino acids. The record is from RefSeq and is a predicted model, not a curated record. NCBI's taxonomy places the organism in Eukaryota, Fungi, Basidiomycota, Tremellomycetes, Tremellales, Cryptococcaceae. The transcript is spliced from 4 exons.